AUGGCGGAGGUGACAGAGCUCUAUGACCAGUACCUGAAAUAUGAGCUGAUUGACCAUUUUGUGAGGAUGACCAACAAGAGAUGUAUGGGGUCAGUGGCCAUGAAACAGUGGCUGUGUGGGGCAGCUUUCCACCUGCGUCUCUCCUACAAGACUGCGUUCACCAGCCUGGUCAAGCUCUAUACAGCCUAAGUUAGCAAAAAUAUCCAGGAGACACCACCAGUGCCAGGAGCCGACAGUAUGCUAGGGCUCCUGGUCAUUGAGCCCUACACAGAGUUCACACACAGAGUUCAACACAGUCUCUGUGAGUCCAAGGUCAUUGGAGAUGCUCUGCUGACUCUGAUCAUUGCUGCUCAGGACAUUGAAGACAGCAAAGACUUAUUUCUGCUGUCUGAAUGUGACUUUUAUAAACUGAUCGACCAACGGGAAGGUUUUAAAUUGCAGAAAAUAAUAUGAGAGUGAAACUACAGUUGAAGUCGGAAGUUUAAUACACUUAGGUUGGAGUCAUUAAAGCUCGUUUUUCAAAAUGAUGUCAUGGCUUUAGAAGCUUCUGAUAGGCUAAUUGACAUCAUUUGAGUCAAUUGGAGGUGUACCUGAAGAUGUAUUUCAAGGCCUACCUUCAAACUCAGUGCCUCUUUGCUUGACAUCAUGGGAAAAUCAAAAGAAAUCAGUCAAGACCUCAGAAAAAUAAUUGUAGAUUUCCAAAUGCCUGAAGGUACCACGUUCAUCUGUACAAACAAUAGUACGCAAGUAUAAACACCAUGGGACCAUGCAGCCGUCAUACCGCUCAGGAAGGAGACGCAUUCUGUCUCUUAGAGAUGAACGUACUUUGGUGCGAAAAGUGCAAAUCAAACCCAGAACAACAGCAAAGGACCUUGUGAAGUUGCUGGAGGAAACAGGUACAAAAGUAUCUAUAUCCACAGUAAAACGAGACCUAUAUCGACAUAACCUGAAAAGCCGCUCAGCAAGGAAGAAGCCACUGGUCCAAAACCGCCAUAAAAAAGACAGACUACGGUUUGCAACUGCACAUGGGGACAAAGAUCGUACUUUUUUGAGAAAUGUCCUCUGGUCUGAUGAAACAAAAAUAGAACUGUUUGGCCAUAAUGACCAUUGUUAUGUUUGGAGGAAAAAGGGGAUACUUGCAAGCCGAAGAACACCAUCCCAACCGUGAAGCACGGGGUGGCAUCAUCAUGCUGUGGGGGUGCUUUGCUGCAGGAGGGACUGGUGCACUUCACAAAAUAGAUGGCAUCAUGAGGAAGGAAAAUUAUGUGGAUAUAUUGAAGCAACAUCUCAAGACAUCAGUCAGGAAGUUAAAGCUUGGUCGCAAAUGGGUCUUCCAAAUGGACAAUGACCCCAAGAAAUGCUUCCAAAGUUGUGGCAAAAUGGCUUAAGGACAACAAAGUCAAGGUAUUGGAGUGGCCAUCACAAAGCCCUGACCUCAAUCCUAUAGAAAAUGUGUGGGCAGAACUGAAAAAGCGUGUGCGAGCAAGGAGGCCUACAAACCUGACUCAGUUACACCAGCUCUGUCAGGAGGAAUGGGCCAAAAUUCACCCAACUUAUUGUGGGAAGCUUGUGGAAGGCUACCCGAAACGUUUGACCCAAGUUAAACCAUUUAAAGGCAAUGCUACCAAAUACUAAUUGAGUGUAUGUAAACUUCUGACCCACAGGGAAUGUGAUGAAAGAAAUAAAAGCUGAAAUAAAUAAUUCUCUCUACUAUUAUUCUGACAUUUCACAUUCUUAAAAUAAAGUGGUGAUCCUAACUGACCUAAGACAGGGAAUUUUUACUAGGAUUAAAUGUCAGGAAUUGUGAAAAACUGAGUUUAAAUGUAUUUGGCUAAGGUGUAUGUAAACUUCCGACUUCAACUGUAAGUAUGUCAGUGAAAUCCAUGUUAGUUGUAUUUUGAUUUCAAACAAGUCAAUGCAUUACACAUGGAUUUUUGUAACACAUGCGAACACAAACACAGGAUAUUGUGUCAAUAAUAGUCUAUCAUGAUUGUAAUUAAUGUUAGCUGCAAUCUGGAAAGGAAUGGAGGAAAAGUUCCUUUAAAAGGUGUAGUGGUAGUCUCAAAGGUGAUGGUAAUAUUGCAUCAUUUGAUAUGGUAAUUUUUGUAUUUUAGAAUGGCUAGGUAAAGAGUGCAUUAACAAGGCACUGAGUCUGUGUCAACAACAAUGCAUGUACUGUUUGUGUCUGCUCUAAAGUCUGCAUCAGUCAAUGACCUGUUUUUUCAUUGGCUGAAAGAUUUGCAAACCUUUUCCAUUGGAUGAUGAUAAUGAUAGUUUUUUGCAAGUGGUGUCCUACAUUCCGCUGUUUGGUUAUUAGAUGUUUGUCCUAGCUGGGACAAUGUCCUUCAGACUCAGCCCAUCAUGUUUUUAAAUACAUAGGUAGUAUUUGACAAAGUCUUAGGAAAGAGGAGCGCGUGAGACAGACACCGCAGCCCAAACAUGGGUAACAAAGCUUGCAGUCCAUCUUCAGAAACCAUUAACUGUCUGUUUGAUGUAGCCAGCCAUGCAGGCAUCAUUCCAGACAUCUCACUGGACAGAACCCUCAACAAAUUCCUAUCCCUGAACUCGUCUGCUGCUCUGGAACAUCAAUAUGCAGCCAUCCAGCAGAAUAUGUCGGCUGAGCAACUAACAUCAUUUAACCAGGACCUGAGGUCUGCAUUUGGAGGGAGCACCAAGGUGAGCCUGGGAGGUCUGGGGAUUGUGGCGCUGGCGCUGUCACUACUCUUUGAGGUCUUGGCUCACCAGAUCCAAGGACAAAGGUCGUACAUGGAUCCCAUACAGAGGAUUUUUGGAGCGGAUCACUCCUCAGAAAUCGGCCCUAUCAUCAGUGAGUACAUAAAGCAAGUUCCUAGUAUAGCCAAUGAUAAGAAGAGGAUGGCAGAGCUCCUGGAAUAUUACGACCGGAAGCUUAAACAUGAGCUUGAGGACUUCUAUGAGAGGUUGGUAAUAGAGAGAAGCAUGAACUCUGCUGGCGUGAAACAGUGGCUGAAUGGGGCAGCUUUCCACAUGCACAUGCGGAUCCAUAGGUUUCGUCUAACUGCCUCACCAGAAGGUGCUGUAGAUGUGCUGAGCCAGUACUAUCAACUCCGUGUCCCUGGCUUGAUAAAGACUUAUACAGAGUUUCUACAGAGAAAUAUCCAGGAGACCCCCCCGUUGGCAAAAUCCAACAGCAUGCCAGGGCUCCUGGUCAUUGAGCCCUACAGGAACGUCACACACAGAGUUCAACACCGUCCCUGUGAGUCCAAGGUCAUUGGAGAUGCUCUGCUGACCCGGAUCAUUGCUGCUCAGGACAUUGAGCAGGGUAAAUACUUCUUUCUGCAGACUGAAAGUGAAUUUGAUGAUCUGAUCAAGCAACGGGGAGAUUUUGAGCUGAAGAUAUGA
Coregonus sp. 'balchen' is the source of this 3381-nucleotide messenger RNA. Lineage: Eukaryota; Metazoa; Chordata; Actinopteri; Salmoniformes; Salmonidae. The record is from the annotation of a GenBank genome assembly.